Messenger RNA from Drosophila eugracilis, 2751 nucleotides. RefSeq names its product basic-leucine zipper transcription factor A (gene Ccn). Bases 563 to 1963 code for a protein of 466 amino acids. Gene Ontology annotation, biological process: cell adhesion; signal transduction. Gene Ontology annotation, cellular component: extracellular matrix. Gene Ontology annotation, molecular function: integrin binding; heparin binding. NCBI's taxonomy places the organism in Eukaryota, Metazoa, Arthropoda, Insecta, Diptera, Drosophilidae. The transcript is spliced from 10 exons. The record is from RefSeq and is a predicted model, not a curated record.
UGUCACUCGUGCCAGCUGGAUGGCACACGCGGCGUAUGAUUAAUAUUGGUCUUGGUCUUCUAAGACUGUUUUAUUGGAUUUUGGCGCAAGAAGGCAAAAAAGCCGGCUAAAGUGUCCCCCGUGGGUGUGUGUGUGCACGUGUUGCCGGAAAUACUUUGAGCAAUCGAAACGAAGCUGAAACAAAAGCCUAAGCAAAUUAACUUGGCCCAUUCGUUAUAUUGCGAGCAUUGUUCUAGUGGUUAUUAUGUUUGGUUUUUUGCCCAGCCCCCUGCCAGCACGAAAGUAGGUUAAUUGACGUGUGUUGUGGGCGUAUCUACAAGGAAAAUAAUAAAACAGGAAAAAAACAGCGUACCUACAUGUAUAAAAACAACUACAAGAGCAGCAAGUGAAGUGGUCAAUUGCCCACAGCCCGAGGCCUCUGAACCCUCUCGAUAAAAUAAAGGAGUGUGAGCAGAAAGUCAAGCUAAUUUAAGGUCACUCGUGGAGGAGGCAGAUCCUUGGAGCGGGAACAGCCAAUGCAACCUGCACAGACAUCAUUAGACGUGAAUAGCAACCACACAAAAUGCUGAUACUGCUGCCGCUGCUUGGUAUUUUUGGUAAUGGUCUCGUUGCUGAAGUCGAGGCGAGUCUGAGUCUGGGCUUUAAGGCCAUCAAAUUGCCCAGGCAUCCGAAUCCGGCCAAUUGCAGCGUUGGCAACACAACAUUCGCACAUGGAGUCACAUUUAAAUUGGAUUGUAAAACUCAAUGCGUUUGCGAGAAUGGCCGCCACGCCUGCUCGACGCUCUGUCCCAACGAGCAGCUCCCGGCGCCGGAGGACACGAUUUCCUGCCGAUCGCCGCGCCUCGUCGAAGUUCCCGGCCACUGUUGCAAGAUGUGGCUAUGUGAGAAUCCAACAGCUGAUGUUUACGCCACCUGCCAUAACAGCACAACCAGCGGCAAUUGGACUGCCUGCAGCCAAAGCUGCGGCCUUGGAACCGCUACGCGGCACACCACCACCCACGCUGGCUGCCAUCAACUGAGCAAUUUGCGGCUCUGCGAGAAUCGCAGGUGCGACAAGGACGAGUACGAGGACAAUAAGCGGAGCAGGAGCAUACCGUUAACGCACAAGCGGAAGCAGCAUCAUGCCCACAGCCACUCCCAUCAGCAUUAUCAUCAUCAUAAGAAGGGGCACGAGGAGCCGGCCCACCGGAUACGAAAGGGCCACGAGUGUCGGAGCAUCCAGCGACUGGGUCCUGCCAGGAUUCGACUGGGCGAGUGCGUUUCCCGAAAGCUGUAUCGACCGAAACUCUGUGGCCGUUGCCACCGCGGGGUCAAGUGCUGUGCCCCGGCGGUGUCCACCACGAUACAGGUCGAGCUGCUGUGCCCCUUAAAUGCUGUCGAUCCAAUUAACUACGUACAGCACCAAGAGAUGGGCAGAAAAAGGCAGCACAACGAGGUUGACGAUGAGGAGGAUGAGGAUGUGAACCAUGAGGCGGUGGUGGAAAAUGCACAGUUAUGGGAUACGGUCGCCUUGGAGCCAAUCGAUCAGGAAUUCCUGCAAUCGCAUCAGAUACAAAUCGAGAAUAAAUUCAUUGCCGUCGAAUGGAUACUGAAAUGUGAAUGCAGCACGAAGAAUUGCAACGCCGACAGCAGCAGCAGCAACUUCACUAGCAACACCAACGACAAUAUGUCUAACACAAAUAAAUAUGGUUAUUACAAUAGCAAAAACCAUAACCAAGGCCGGAACCACGAAAUUAAUGGCGAACCAAAUGAGCCAACCGACAACAAUAUUGGCAACAACAAGGACAACGAAGAGGAUGUGGCUGACAACAGCAACAACAUUGACCACAACGAUGUGGACACCAUGUCCUCGGAACAACAGCCGGAUAUUAUACCCUAUCCGCUGAGCGUGGGCGAAUCCAGUUGGAAGGCCGAAAAACUACGACAGCAGCAAAAUCAACAGCACUGGCAGCAACUCACAUAGCGUAAAGUAUUCCCACGCAAGUCAUAAAAUAAAACCGGAUCGGCCGAGGGCAGAGAUAUAUGUAGAAGGGAGUAGAGUCUAAGAUUUGUACAGCAUAGCGAUACUUAAGGCCCCAAGGAUGGUUAGGAUUGUAAAGGAAAAUUGGAAAGGCGAUGCAUGUUAUACUUAGGAUUUGAACAUAUCGAGGCAGUAAGUUAAGGUAUGUGAACGAUAGGGUUAGUACUAAACCAAGGGCAAACAACAAACAGGCCGAAUAUAACAAAAUAUUUUUGCAAGCAUCUAUAUACAAAAAAAGAAAAACAAACGCGACAAAGAACAAAGAAAGGGAAAAGGAAAAUUUUCAGAAAAUCAUUUGAAUGGAAUGCUGCCCAAUAAUAACGUAUAUGGUAAUAAUAAUUUUAAAGAAAUAGAAGUAAAAAGGCUUGAACAAUGGAAGAAAACCAAUGAGCAAAUGCUAAAUUCGUGUGCAUUCAAGUUAUAACUGUGCUACAUACUCACUUGUAUUCAGAUCUACACGUAAGCCUAAGACUCUGCUUGAACAAAGAAUUUAGCUGGAUGUAAAUGGAGAAAGCCCGGGGUUUCCUGGUCGUAGUUUACGUUAUGCCCUCCUCCAACCACACAUAUCCCCCGAAAAUAUCCCGAAACGAGUUCUCUGAUUUAGGUCAUGUGACUAGCGAAGCUUAGCCAUCACCCAUAUCAAUUGUAUCGAUGUAAGUCAACUCUUAGCUAGCGUCAGAGUUAUCCGUGUGCAGGCGAAAUUCAAAUAAAUUAAAUGCGAAAAUAUAAAA